AUGGUUUGGAAAGGAGAGGGCAGAGGUUCUUACGCCGCGGCAUACAAGGAAGUAGAGCAUGGACGUGGGGAGUGGGAAAAGGUGGUUGUGAGCCAGCAGUACCUUUCCUACCGCCCUAAGUCGUGCUGCCUGUGCUUGCUGGCCUUGGCGUUGUUGUCAGUGCUGGGUUAUCUUCUGUACCACCUCCUGCGCGCUCACACGGUGACGUCACAAGCAGAUGAAGUCACCACACCAGGAAUGGCACGAGAUGCAAUUGACUGUGAAACGGGUUACAAUAACUUUGAGGAGUUAUGGAAUGAAGACAAGAAGGCCAUUUGUUGCGACCUGUACGGCCGGGCCUGUCAUCACGUCACCUACCACCAGCACCACGUCGUGUACCAUCCGCCUCACCAUUACACGCAGUAUAACUGCCAUGCUGGGUACUCGAACUGGUAUUUCGGAUGGUCAGAGCAUAAGAAGGCUGGACUUUGGGCUCAUGACAAGAAAGAGUGGUGCUGUGCUCAUUUCCAGAAGGGCUGCCCGGAAACGACACUGUCUCCCGAGAAGUGUGACACACCAUGCACACUGAAAGGAGAGACGUCCACAUGCCUGAGCCGCAUUCACUGGACCGCCAACAACGUUUUCGGUGCCAAGGCAGACAAGUGCGCGCUGGCCUACAGCAAGGUGCAGGUGGAAUGUGACGUAUGCCGGUCAUGCACAAUCGAG
Symbiodinium pilosum is the source of this 705-nucleotide messenger RNA. NCBI's taxonomy places the organism in Eukaryota, Dinophyceae, Suessiales, Symbiodiniaceae. The record is from the annotation of a GenBank genome assembly.